Molecule: messenger RNA, 3934 nt
Organism: Dama dama (fallow deer)
Lineage: Eukaryota; Metazoa; Chordata; Mammalia; Artiodactyla; Cervidae
Gene: SEC24D
Product: SEC24 homolog D, COPII coat complex component
Exons: 23
Coding region: 144-3245 (1033 amino acids)
Biological process (GO): COPII-coated vesicle cargo loading; endoplasmic reticulum to Golgi vesicle-mediated transport; intracellular protein transport
Cellular component (GO): COPII vesicle coat; endoplasmic reticulum exit site
Molecular function (GO): SNARE binding; zinc ion binding
Source: RefSeq, a predicted model, not a curated record
GCGCGAGGCGAGGCGCGGCGGGAGCAGCGGCCGCCGCGGGAGCGGGGUCACCGGGCAGCCGGCAGUGGGGGCAGAGCCCGGCGGCGGGCGGGCGCCGAGCAGGGUUCUUUUAUAGAACUGUUCCUUGGAAUGAUAUUUUCAUAAUGAGCCAGCAAGGUUAUGUGGCUACACCUCCCUAUUCUCAGCCCCAGCCUGGAAUUGGCCUUUCUCCCCCACAUUAUGGGCACUAUGGGGGCCCGUCUCAUGCAGCUUCUUCACCAGGCAUGAUAAAGCCGGCAGGGCCUCUGGGGGCGGCUCCCCCUGGGGGGAUGUUGCCUCAGGGCCAUCCGCCUCCUGGACCCCACCAGUUUGGCCAGAACGGAGCUCAUGCGCAAGGUCCUCCUCCACAAAGAUUCCCUGGCCCUCCGCCUGUCAGCAGUGCGGCCCCCUCCUACCCACCAUACUCGCCCUCAACACAGUCGUCGUAUCCAAGUCCAGGGUCCACCGCGUCCAUGGCCCAGCUGGGCAGUCAGCUCGGUGCUAUGCACAUUAACAGCUACGGUUCAGGGGCGGCUCCCCCCACCCAGGGCCCGCCUGGCCCUGCGUCGGCAGCCUCAGUCCAGGGGCCUCCACAGCCUCCACAGCCGUCCAUCCUGCAGCCUGGAUCUCAGGUUCUCCCCCCGCCGCCCACUGCACUAAACGGUCCCGGAGCCUCACCCUUGCCUCCGCCAACGCACAGACCAGACGGGCUCCCUGGGCCUGCUCCUCCGAACGCCCAGUACCAGCCCGCGCCUCUCCCAGGACAGACCCUGGGCCCUGGAUAUCCGGCACAGCAGGCAGCCAACUAUGGGCCCCCGGUAGCAGGGGCCCAGCUCUCCUACCCGGGAGGCUUCCCGGGAGGGCCUGCACAGAUGGCCGGCCCGCCGCAGCCCCAGAAGAAGCUGGAUCCCGACUCCGUCCCCAGCCCCAUCCAGGUGAUCGAGAGUGACCGAGCCAGCAGAGUGGGACAAGUUUAUGCCACCAACGCCAGAGGCCAGAUCCCGCCACUGGUCACGACAGACUGUGUCAUACAAGACCAAGGCAACGCCAGCCCCCGGUACAUCCGCUGCACCACGUACUGCUUGCCCUGCACAUCAGAGAUGGCCAAGCAAGCUCAGAUCCCCUUGGCCGCCAUCAUCACACCCUUUGCCACGAUCCCUUCAAAUGAGACGCCCCUCUACCUGGUAAACCAUGGGGAGGCUGGACCAGUCCGAUGCAACAGGUGCAAAGCCUACAUGUGCCCGUUCAUGCAGUUCAUCGAAGGAGGGAGGAGGUACCAGUGUGGCUUCUGCAGCUGCGUGAAUGACGUUCCACCAUUCUAUUUCCAACAUCUGGACCACAUUGGAAGAAGACUGGACCACUAUGAGAAGCCAGAGUUAUCUCUAGGAUCGUAUGAAUAUGUUGCUACUUUGGAUUACUGCAGGAAGAAUAAGCCUCCCAACCCACCAGCCUUCAUCUUCAUGAUUGACGUGUCAUAUAGUAACAUCAAGAAUGGACUUGUGAAGCUCAUAUGUGAAGAACUGAAAACCGUGCUGGAGAGACUUCCGAAGGAAGAUCAAGAAGAAACUUCUGCAAUUCGAGUUGGUUUCAUCACAUAUAACAAAGUUCUGCAUUUCUUCAAUGUGAAGAGUAACCUGGCCCAGCCUCAGAUGAUGGUGGUGACUGACGUCAGCGAGGUCUUUGUUCCUCUGUUGGAUGGUUUCCUUGUCAACUAUCAAGAAUCUCAGUCUGUGAUCCACAAUUUAUUGGAUCAGAUUCCAGAGAUGUUUGCAGACUCUAAUGAGAAUGAGACCGUCUUUGCCCCUGUCAUCCAGGCUGGCAUGGAAGCCCUAAAGGCAGCAGACUGUCCUGGGAAGCUGUUCAUCUUCCAUUCCUCUUUGCCAACUGCAGAAGCACCAGGGAAACUCAAAAACAGAGAUGACAAAAAAAUGAUUAAUACGGACAAAGAAAAGAUCCUUUUCCAGCCUCAGACCAACGUCUACGACUCUCUGGCCAAAGACUGCGUGGCUCACGGCUGCUGCGUGACCCUCUUCCUCUUCCCCAGCCAGUACGUGGACGUGGCCUCCCUGGGGCUCGUGCCCCAGCUCACGGGGGGCACGCUCUACAAAUACAACGGCUUCCAGAUGCACUUGGACAGCCAGCAGUUUUUGAAUGACCUCAGAAAUGAUAUUGAGAAGAAAAUAGGAUUUGAUGCUAUCAUGCGGGUUCGUACCAGCACAGGUUUCAGAGCCACUGACUUCUUUGGCGGCAUUUAUAUGAACAACACCACCGACGUAGAGAUGGCAGCCAUCGACUGUGACAAAGCCGUGACCGUGGAGUUCAAGCAUGAUGACAAGCUCAGUGAAGACACCGGGGCCUUGAUUCAGUGCGCCGUGCUCUACACAACCGUCGGCGGUCAGAGACGACUUCGGAUUCACAACCUGGCCUUGAACUGCAGCUCCCAGCUGGCGGAUCUCUAUAAGAGCUGCGAGACAGAUGCCCUCGUCAACUUUUUCGCCAAGUCAGCUUUUAAAGCAGUUCUACACCAACCCUUGAAGGUCAUUCGGGAAAUUCUGGUUAACCAGACUGCCCACAUGUUGGCCUGUUACCGGAAGAACUGUGCUAGUCCGUCUGCAGCCAGCCAGCUGAUCUUACCGGAUUCCAUGAAAGUCCUGCCGGUGUACAUGAACAGCCUGUUGAAGAACUGCGUGCUGCUCGGCAGACCCGAGAUCUCCACGGACGAGCGGGCCUACCAGAGGCAGCUGGUCAUGACCAUGGGCGUGGCUGACUCGCAACUCUUCUUUUACCCGCAGCUUCUGCCCAUACACACCCUGGAUGUCAAGAGCACAACAUUACCUGCUGCUAUUCGCUGCUCUGAGACCCGUCUUUCAGAAGAAGGGAUAUUCCUCUUGGCGAACGGUCUAAACAUGUUCUUGUGGUUGGGAGUAAGUAGCCCACCAGAACUGAUUCAAGGAAUCUUUAACGUGCCAUCUCUUGCACAUGUCAACACAGAUAUGACAUUAUUGCCUGAGGUGGGAAAUCCAUACUCACAAACACUCAGAAUGAUAAUGGGUAUUAUCCAACAAAAGCGGCCAUAUUCAAUGAAGCUGACGAUAGUAAAGCAGCGAGAACAGCCAGAAAUGGUUUUCCGACAGUUCCUGGUAGAAGACAAAGGACUUUAUGGAGGAUCAUCCUACGUGGAUUUCCUUUGUUGUGUUCACAAGGAGAUCUGUCAGCUUCUUAAUUAACGGAAACUGCUCUAUUGUUAAUACUGCAUUUCUAAGGAGACACUCUCCUUCUUGGUGCCUAAUUCUCCGGAUAGUAACAGUCUAGUUUUGAUUUCUUGCUCAUUUUCAGAAUAGCUUUCCAAGACGGCAUUUUAGAACUUCAGCUUUGGUGCUCAGGUAUAAAGCCAAUUGAGGUACAAUUGUACCUUAAAGGGAACAGUCUAUUUCUGAUUGCACAAUUUUAAAAAAAUUAUGCAGUUUGCAUUUCAUGAAAGGCAUAGUUUACAAAACUGUAAACAUUCUCAAUUUUCUUUCUUUGUGCUAGACAUAUAAAUUAUUUUUCAAAAUGUAUAGAUUUGGGGUAAAAAGUUGUCUCAGUUCCUCUCCCAUUUACAGUAAGGGAUAAAAAAAACUUAAUUUUUACAUUAUUCUUAAUUUUUUAAAAACAGUAUAACCCCAUUGAACAUUUUUCAACUUAAGGUUUGCAUAGCAGACUUUUAAAUAACCUUGGAAUCUAUUUUGUGGAACAAUUUGUGUUCUACGUUUUUUUCAUAAUUACAUGUUGUGUAUGUUAAGACUAUUUUCCAGUUGUUUUGUCUGUAAAACUGUCUUUAUCAAUAUUCUUCAUGGUUCCCUGUACAAUUUUGAUGGUUUCUACCUGUAUAUAAUGGAUCUUAACCAGUAUCAAUAAAUUACUUCAUAUGCUCUUA